AUGGGUUCAUCAUCGUCUCAAACACCAAAGGAUUUAAUAUCAACUGAUAUUCUUUAUGAUUUGGAUAGUGGAGUUCCACUUGGAGAUGUAAAAAAAAAUCGUGAAAAAGUACAAAUUCAGAUAUUGCGAACAUUAUCAAACGAUUUGACAAAACUCUAUGAAUACACUCAAGAUGUUGCAAAUGUUUUACAUAAAACUGCUGAUGUCAAAUUUAUUUUGCACACAUUGAAGAUAAAUGGAACAUCAACAACAGACACGCCGGUCUCGUCAACUGAACAAGAUGGCGUUGCUUAUGCUCAUUCUUCUAUCUUAGUAUCACGUAGUCAGUAUUUUUGUGCAUUAUUCGAAUUCGAUGAUAACAAAUCGACUACAUUACAAACAAGUGAAAAACAAUUAAAAGUAAUUCAUUUAGAACAAAUACCAUCUUUGGAAUCAUUUCAUUUAUUACUCAAUUUUCUCUAUUCUGGAACAAUUGAAAAAAUAACUGAAGAAAAUGUUGUCGAUAUGUAUUCUCUCGCUAAUCAAUAUCUCGUUACUGAAUUAAAACUAAUGUGUACAUUAUUUGUUCAAAAAUCUAUUAAUGCAAGUAAUGUCUAUGAUUUAAUUCAUUGGUCAGUAAAUUAUAAUCAUAGCGAUAUUUAUCAAUUGUGUUUGUCGUAUUUGGCUACGAAUCUAUCAGGAUUGUUCGAUGAAAAAUUUCUGGUCAUAUCCUAUGAUGUAUUGUUAUUAAUUGUAAAAUAUGAUGGACUCUACGUUGAUGAAUAUGUGCUCUUUGAGGGCGUUAUCAAAUGGCUUACAAAUGCACGUAAAAACCAACAAGAAAUAAAGCAAGGCAAUAAAACGACAACUAGUUCAAAUCAAUCGCAUACCGAAAGAAAAGAUUCAUUGUCUUAUGAGAAAAUGCGUAAACGACUCAUUUCUUAUAUACGUUUUCCUAUUAUGAAUUUUAAAGACCUUUUCAUUAUAAAAGAUAAAUAUUCAUCAUCAAAUGAUCCAGAUCGUUUUGUUCCAAAAAAAUUUAUAGAUGAAGCAUUAGCUUACAAAGCCGCAUUGUAUCAGUAUGUUGAAGUAUCAACAUCACAACAACCAACAAGGCAGUUUAUUGAGAUCGAUAAGAAUGAUUCUGAGCCGGACGAUGACGAUGAAAAUGCAGACUUUUUUCAACUGACAAAUUUUAUUGAUGAAAAAGAUAAAGUAGAAAAUUGGAAAAUAUUUGCCGAUGCAAAGAAACAUCAUCGUACAAAACCACGAGCUGGCAAGGAAGGUUUGUUAUUAAAAGAUCGGUUAUAUUAUGAAUCAGAUUUCGAUACAAACGGUAUUAUCUAUUGGAUCGGUACAAAUGAAAAUCCAUCAUCGAAUGUCUAUAUCAAUCCGGUUGUUAGUGGAAAAAUAGCGAUAACUCAAUCAUCCCAUUUUAGCAAUGUUGACACAACGAGUACACUAGUCGAUCGUGAACAAGGUGAUUCAUGGACAGGUGGUGAAAAAAUGAAUGGAUGGAUACAAUUUGAUUUUAAAAAUUAUCGUAUAAAACCAUCAAAAUAUUGUAUUAGAAAUUCAUACAUCUAUGACAGUUAUUUUCUUCGAACUUGGAAUUUAUUAGGAUCAAAUGAUGAAUUAAAUUGGACGAUAAUCAAAGAACAUGUUGAUGAUUCAACUGUUUCCCAAGUAAUGAAUGGAACAACAUCGUGGGAUAUCGAUGAACAACGUUUACAUCCGUUUAAAUUUUUAAGACUAGUUAUCAAUGGACCAUUGUCUCAUCAUGGAUUUAUAACAAUGGGAUUCGGCGGCUUCGAAGUAUGGGGAACCAUUUAUGAACUUCCUCUAAAAACAUAA
Molecule: messenger RNA, 1833 nt
Organism: Didymodactylos carnosus
Lineage: Eukaryota; Metazoa; Rotifera; Eurotatoria; Philodinida; Philodinidae
Source: the annotation of a GenBank genome assembly